UUGUGAGUUGUGACCACAUGAAAAUGUCACUGUCUAGAUCCACUUUCAAUUGAACAUUCACCUCAGAUUCAUCCCUUUCACUCAGUAUUUCACUAAGGGUUUUUCAAUUUCCCCAUUUCCCAUAAACCCUUUUUAUUUUUAUUUUUUUUAUCACAAUGCUGAAUUAAUCCUAAAUAUUCAACCCAUUGAUCUAAUUUCACUCUCCCUUCCCCUCACCUUUCGAAAUCUCAAUUGCCCAGAUCAAGAAAUCUGAUCAUCAACAAUGGCUGCCAAAGCGGAAGCCAUGGCAAAACCUCAAGAUCCAAAAUCUCCAGAUCCAUUGAUCAGCAACUCAGGUUUCAAUUUCACUUUCAAAUCUUUUAAGCUGAAAACCAAACAACAGGAAAUCCUAAUCAGGGUGACAAUCCUUUUCCUGGUUUAUAUCCUCGCUUUUAGUACUCGUUUAUUUAGUGUUCUUCGCUACGAGAGUAUGAUCCAUGAAUUUGAUCCAUAUUUCAAUUAUCGCACAACCCUUUAUUUGACGGAAAAAGGGUUUUAUGAAUUUUGGAAUUGGUUUGAUUCUGAGAGUUGGUACCCUUUGGGACGAAUUAUUGGGGGUACCCUUUACCCUGGUCUAAUGGUAACUGCUGCGUUGAUCUACUGGGGUCUUCGGUUUCUCCGUUUUGCGGUCCAUAUCCGCGAGGUUUGUGUUCUGACUGCGCCAUUUUUUGCGUCUAACACUACUUUGGUAGCUUAUUUCUUUGGGAAAGAGAUUUGGGAUACUGGGGCAGGGCUUGUGGCAGCAGCAUUGAUCGCCAUUUGCCCAGGUUAUAUAUCGAGGUCGGUUGCUGGGUCUUAUGACAAUGAAGGGGUGGCGAUUUUUGCUUUACUAUUUACUUUCUAUCUGUUUGUUAAGGCAGUUAAUACGGGUUCACUUGCUUGGGCGUUAGGCUCUGCUUUUGGCUACUUUUAUAUGGUUUCAGCUUGGGGAGGCUAUGUUUUUAUCAUCAAUUUGAUACCUUUGUAUGUGCUGGUGCUUUUGGUAACGGGGCGAUACUCUAUGAGGCUCUACAUUGCAUAUAAUUGUAUGUAUGUUGUGGGUAUGUUGCUGGCAAUGCAAAUUCGGUUUGUUGGAUUUCAACAUGUGCAGUCUGGUGAGCAUAUGGCUGCCAUGGGCGUGUUUUUCUUGAUCCAGGUGUUUUACUUUUUGAAUUGGGUGAAGCAUCUGCUUAGUGAUACAAAGCUGUUCGAGACCUUUUUGAGGAUAACAGUCACCUCAGCAGUUGGUGUGGGUGUUGUUGCAUUGGGAGUUGGCAGUGCAUCUGGCUACAUAUCGCCAUGGACGGGACGGUUUUACUCUCUCUUGGAUCCAACCUACGCAAAGGAUCACAUCCCAAUCAUUGCUUCUGUCUCUGAACAUCAACCUACAGCUUGGUCUUCAUUUAUGUUUGAUUUCCAUAUUCUGCUUUUCCUUUUCCCGGCAGGUCUAUAUUUUUGCUUCAAGAGGUUGACAGAUGCCACCAUAUUUAUUGUUAUGUACGGCUUGACCAGCAUGUAUUUCGCUGGUGUUAUGGUUCGUUUGAUCUUAGUUGCCACUCCUGCUGUAUGCCUUAUAAGUGGUAUUGCAGUUUCUGCAACAAUAAAGAAUUUAACUUCACUGUUGAGGUCUAAGAGCAAGGUUCAUUCUGGCUCCGUUAAAGGAAGUGCUAGUGUCAAGGCUUCUACUAAGACUUCUGUUGAUCAGUCCUUGCCUUUCCAAAGAAAUGUUGCUAUUGGGUUGCUUCUGGGUGCAUUUUACUUGCUCAGCAGAUAUGUUAUCCACUGUACGUGGGUUACAUCAGAGGCUUAUUCAUCUCCGUCAAUAGUUUUAGCUGCACGGGGUGCACAUGGGAACCGGGUUAUCUUUGAUGAUUACCGUGAGGCAUAUUACUGGCUUCGGCAAAACACUCCUGCUGAUGCAAAAGUGAUGUCAUGGUGGGAUUAUGGAUAUCAGAUUACUGCAAUGGGAAACAGGACAGUCAUUGUUGAUAACAACACUUGGAAUAACACCCACAUUGCUACAGUUGGAAGGGCAAUGUCGUCUUAUGAAGACGAAGCAUACGAAAUUAUGCAAUCACUUGAUGUGGAUUAUGUAUUAGUUGUAUUUGGUGGUGUAACUGGCUAUUCUUCUGAUGAUAUUAACAAAUUCCUGUGGAUGGUGAGGAUCGGCGGUGGGGUCUUUCCUGUCAUUAAAGAGUCUGAUUAUCUUGUCAAUGGAGAGUAUCGUGUUGACAAAGGCGCAGCUCCUAAGAUGUUAAAUUGUCUCAUGUACAAGUUAUGUUACUACCGGUUUGGAGAGCUGCGCACAGAAUAUGGCAAGCCUCCUGGCUAUGAUCGUGCUAGAGGUGUUGAAAUAGGGAACAAGGAUGUGAAGCUCGAGUAUUUGGAAGAAGCAUUCACAACAUCAAACUGGAUAGUUCGGAUAUACAAAGUUAAACCACCUAAAAAUAGGUGGUGAGGUCUCAAUCGUCUCCUCAAAACAAAGGGACAAAAAAAUGCCUCGUAGAACAGGAAUAGAUGUGACUGACCAAGUCAAGAGUUUUCCUUCUUUUUUCUAUGUUGGUUUUGAUAAGAGUUAGAAUGAGCUAUGUUGUGCGUAGACUAGUUUUGUAAUUUUUUUGUUUCCCUCCAUCUUUCUAUGUAAUACAUCCAUACCAUAUUAUAGAGAUGUGUAGAACGUGGACAGGUUUUUGACUCAGUAUUGGUAAAAUUCUUAGAGACUUUAA
This is a messenger RNA of Spinacia oleracea (spinach), 2744 nucleotides long. RefSeq names its product dolichyl-diphosphooligosaccharide--protein glycosyltransferase subunit STT3B. The record is from RefSeq and is a predicted model, not a curated record. Gene Ontology annotation, molecular function: oligosaccharyl transferase activity. Gene Ontology annotation, cellular component: membrane. Lineage: Eukaryota; Viridiplantae; Streptophyta; Magnoliopsida; Caryophyllales; Amaranthaceae. The transcript is spliced from 6 exons. The coding region runs from base 263 to 2476 and encodes 737 amino acids.